AUGAAGGGAGCUUCGCCUAUCGCCCAGCCCACAUCGCAUGGCGGCAGCCCUCGUUUGGAUUCGGCGCCCGUAGGCGGUCAGCAGCAGCAGCAGCAGCAGCAGCAGCAGCAGCAGCAGCAGCAGCAACUUCACUCUUCUUCCUCUUCUCCCGGCCUCCACAAUGGUAUCUCCUCUUCGGCCCAGCACUCAUCGAGUGGCACGGCUGCCCAGCCCGUCGCUGCAGACGGCACAGAGAUCGAAGGCAGUAGUAGUAGUAACAAUAACCAGCCCUCGAUAUCAUCGCCGUCUGCACAGCCGGGGCCUGUCAUAGAGUCUGGCAGUGGCAGCGUCGCCAACGGAAAGGAGGGCGAUGACAGCAACAACACCAACCAAAGUAAUGAUGCCAACGAAAAGGUCAAGAAUGACAAGGGCAACAUGUUCCAGCGCGCUCUGCGCACCACCAAGACCAUCCUCUUCCACUCGCGCGUCAACCUGCUGCUUGCCUUCGUGCCCGUCGGCAUUGCCGUUGCCGAGACGCACAUGUCGCCGGCUAUCAUCUUCACCAUGAAUGCCCUGGCGAUUGUGCCCUUAGCCGGACUGCUGAGCUAUGCUACCGAGUCCGUUGCUCAUCGUCUGGGCGACUCGCUGGGCGCUCUGCUGAACGUGACCUUUGGCAAUGCCGUCGAGUUGAUCAUAUUCAUUAUUGCUCUUGCCAAAAAUGAGAUUCGAAUUGUCCAGGCCUCGUUGUUGGGCUCCAUCCUGGCCAACUUGCUGCUCAUUCUGGGCAUGUCAUUCUUCCUUGGCGGUCUGCUCUUCCGCGAGCAGAUCUACAAUAGCACCGUCACUCAGAUGAGUGCUUGUCUGCUGAGUCUGAGUGUCAUCAGUCUGGUCUUGCCGACCGCCUUUCAUGCUUCGUUCCGAGACAUUGAAACUGCCGACGCUCAGUCUCUCAAAAUCAGCCGCGGCACCAGUGUGAUCCUUCUCCUGGUGUAUAUCAUCUACCUUCUCUUCCAGUUAAUCUCACACUCGUACCUGUACGAGUCGACGCCUCAGCACAUCAUCGAUGAGGAAGCCACACCUGGCCCAGCUGCUAGCUGGCUCGAGUCCAGUUCCGACAGCAGCAACAGCAGCAGCAGCAGCAGCAGCGACAGCUCCUCGUCGAGCGACUCGGAAUCGUCUGUUUCGGAUCACUCCAGGGACACCCGGAAGCGCAUCAAGCGGAUGAUGCGUCGCAGGCGUUCCAGCGGUAGCUCGAGCCAUUCGAACCACUCAAACCGCGAUUCUCGGCCGACGACGUCCAGCUCGAACGAUUCUUACCCUGCCAAGGGCGACCAGCUGACCGACGAGGCCUGCCGGUCUAAGUCGCACAAGUCGAGCACAGCUGACGAGGACGAUGGCCAUGAGGCUGAGGACGAAGAUCGCCACCACCGCAAGAAGCGCCGCCGUUAUAAGCGCUCCUCCAAGAAGCAUCACCACAAGCAUAAGCAUGGGCACAAGAGUCACGACGAGAGGGCUGCCAUCGAAAGCAGCAGCAACAACGUCAUCGCUGGUCCCUCUCAACCCCCCGUGCAAAACCUCCUUUCGCCCUACGAACCUCGUCGUCGCGACUUCGCCCAGCAACCCCCUUCGGCCCCAAUUGUUGUUGCUCCCGCUGCAAACCCAGUCGGCACCCCUCGCACGCGCAGCCCCCUGCAAACCCUGCGCGAACGCCUCGCCCCCGGUGUUUUCGCGCCCCUGCCUGAUCCCGCCGUGCCAGUCAUCCAAGUCCAGGACAGCACGACCCAUCGUCUGCGGAGGAUCAAGUCCAUGCCGGACCGGCUGCACCGUACCUCGUCGACAUAUCAUCCCCAAAGCGCAAUCAUGCCUUCCCAGAUCCCGCUCGCGCACAAGCCCUCUACCGCAGCGAUCCUCAAGGAGGAGCAAGGCGAGGAGGAGCUGUCCCGCAAGGCGGCCGUGCUCCUUUUGUUAGUGUCAACUGGUCUGGUUGCGCUGUGCGCCGAGUUCCUAGUCGACUCCAUCAACGGCCUGGUGGCAACCACUCAUGUGGGGGAAGUCUUUAUCGGCCUGGUCAUCCUCCCCAUCGUGGGCAACGCGGCUGAGCACGUUACUGCCAUCACUGUGGCGAUGAAGAACAAGAUGGACUUGGCGAUCGGCGUGGCGGUGGGCAGUUCGAUACAGAUUGCGCUGUUCAUCACGCCGCUGGUGGUGAUUAUUGGGUGGAUCAUGAACCGAGAGAUGACGCUGUAUUUCACGCUGUUCGAGACGGUGUGUCUGUUUGUGUCGGCGUUUAUUACGAAUUUCUUGGUUUUGGACGGGAGGAGUAAUUACUUGGAGGGCGCGUUGUUGAUCGCCACCUAUGUGAUUAUUGGUGUGGUGGCGUUCUUUUAUCCGGAGGCGAAGGAUGCUAGCAGUUGGGGGACUGCUGCUUGA
Messenger RNA from Thermochaetoides thermophila DSM 1495, 2409 nucleotides. Its product is annotated as serine/threonine protein kinase-like protein. The transcript has 4 exons. Gene Ontology annotation, cellular component: fungal-type vacuole membrane. NCBI's taxonomy places the organism in Eukaryota, Fungi, Ascomycota, Sordariomycetes, Sordariales, Chaetomiaceae. The coding region runs from base 1 to 2409 and encodes 802 amino acids. Gene Ontology annotation, molecular function: calcium:proton antiporter activity. The record is from RefSeq and is a predicted model, not a curated record. Gene Ontology annotation, biological process: intracellular calcium ion homeostasis; calcium ion transmembrane transport.